This is a messenger RNA of Letharia columbiana, 1083 nucleotides long. RefSeq lists its product as uncharacterized. Gene Ontology annotation, molecular function: nucleic acid binding; zinc ion binding. The transcript has a single exon. The record is from RefSeq and is a predicted model, not a curated record. NCBI's taxonomy places the organism in Eukaryota, Fungi, Ascomycota, Lecanoromycetes, Lecanorales, Parmeliaceae. The coding region runs from base 1 to 1083 and encodes 360 amino acids.
AUGCCAGUCGUUUCUCAUCGCGCGGGGCCCGAACUAUCACUUUCGCGUUGGCGGAAAGCUAUGCCUCCAAUCGUUCAGGGCCAAAUUUUUCCCACCUUGUUGGAUUUUAAGAAUGCACUCCGCGACUGGGCUAUCGAGCGCAAUUGGACUCCGCAUAUCCUCGACAGCGAUAGCCACCGAGUUCGCGCGGGAUGUCGCUCAAGCCCAGACUGCCCUUUCCGCGUACGAGCAAAUUACAGCAUGAAACGGGGAGAUGCCAAGGUUACUACAUGCGAUGAUAACCAUACCUGCGAGCCAUUCCGGGCAGAUGCUGAUCUCGGGAAACCGCAUCAAGAUAUUAAAAGGGCUGAGACUGGCAAGCUGAAGUUUUUGUUGGAGGCAGUACCAAAGCUCAUGCUCGUAACCUUGGACACCAACAUCCAGGAGAUCAUUGAUGCGGUAGCGCAGAAAUACGGACAAAAGAUACCACUUCGGCAGGCACAGAAAGUGAAGUCGGCUUUGACAGACAGAGUCAAAGGACCAUGUCGACAUUGUCACCAGCUUGGCCACACACGAAGACAUUGUCCCCAACUUCGAGAAUCCGCUCCUGGGCCAAUGUCUUUUACACAGAACUCGAUUGCUCACCAUAGCAAUGGCAACGAGGAUCAUGAUGAUGGAGCGUAUGCAGACGGAGGAUUGGAUUAUGACCCGGAUGAUGGAGGGCAUUCUGAUCUCAUGGACUAUGCGAACCAUGAUCCCUCGAACAACAACGCAUCGGGCUUCUCGCUUGGGCAUCCUCAGCAAUUGCCAAAUAACAUAUUCACCCCAAGCCGGCAGAACGGUCUUCCCAUAGAUCCCAUCCUUGCGAGCAGGAUCGAACGAUUGAACUCUGGGGAGGCACCAGUACCAGUACAACCGGCCGUUGCGCCUCAGCAGACACCGAAUCAACUUACCGCUACCCAAAAUUCACACACUACAAAGACUCCACAAGAGACCAGACUAGAGGCUGCUAAGCUGAUGCAGCAAGCAGCGAGACUCAUGCAAGAAGCUGCAAGGUUGAAUUCAGAGGCAGCUAGACUGACUGCAUCCGCUGCGGGUGAUUGA